UAAAUUUUGUGAUUUCAGGCGGUAUCUGGUGAGAUGGCACCUCAUAUUGAACUCAACGAUGGCAAUCAAAUACCCAUGGUGGCUUUAGGGACUGGACGUAUGACUGCAGCCGGGGCAUCAAACGAUGAGGUUCGUGAUGCCGUUUUAUGGGCAAUAGAAGCUGGCUAUAGGCAUAUAGACACCGCUGCCAUCUAUGGAGAUGAAGGUGAAGUCGGCCAAGGGAUAGCCGAUGCUAUCCAGAAAGGAAUUGUUACCAGAAAAGAACUUUUCAUCACUACUAAGCUGUGGAACGACAAGCACGCCCGAGACAUGGUGGUGCCGGCUCUGAAAGAAUCUCUGAAGAGACUAGGCUUGGAAUACGUGGAUCUUUAUCUUAUCCACUUCCCAGUGGCCGUCAAGAGUGAUGAUUCACCUGAUAAUAUUGACUAUCUGGACACCUGGAAGGGCAUGGAGGAUGCUAAACAGCUGGGCUUGGCGAAAUCUAUCGGAGUGUCGAAUUUUAAUCAAACGCAGAUCGAUAGACUGGUCGCUAAUAGUAAGGUUAAGCCUGCUGUGAACCAAAUUGAGGUGAAUCCAACUUUGACACAAGAGCCACUAGUCUCGCAUUGCCAAGCUCUUGGUAUAGCUGUAAUGGCAUACAGUCCAUUCGGAUUCUUGGUAACCAGGAAGUCUGAGAUGGCACCACCACCGAGGGUUGACGAUCCUGCUCUAGUCAAGAUAGCUGACAAAUAUGGAAAGAGUACAGCACAGAUUGUAUUGAGAUAUUUGGUUGAAAGAGGAUUAAUACCCAUUCCAAAAUCAACAAACAAGGAGCGAAUCAAGCAGAAUAUCGACCUAUUCAAUUUCAAACUCACCAAAGAAGAAAUGGAAACUAUAAAUAAAUUCAAUAAGAACAUCAGAGUCGUCAGCACGCCUUUCUGGAGAGAUUAUCCCAAUUUUCCUUUUGAACGAACAUAA
This is a messenger RNA of Diatraea saccharalis (sugarcane borer), 957 nucleotides long. Lineage: Eukaryota; Metazoa; Arthropoda; Insecta; Lepidoptera; Crambidae. The record is from the annotation of a GenBank genome assembly.